Molecule: messenger RNA, 2075 nt
Organism: Culex quinquefasciatus (southern house mosquito)
Lineage: Eukaryota; Metazoa; Arthropoda; Insecta; Diptera; Culicidae
Product: basic salivary proline-rich protein 3
Exons: 2
Coding region: 574-1869 (431 amino acids)
Source: RefSeq, a predicted model, not a curated record
AGAGUCCAGAAACGGUCAGUCAGUUGUCGGUUGGCUUCGGUUGCGAAAGUGUCCCUUUUUUUUCUCUUCCCUUCGAAAAAAAAAGGUUGGGCUCCUUCAUCUUGCCUCGGAUUCAGGCGUCGGCUACUUGUUGAACUAGAAUCCCCCGUCUAUCUAGUUGUAACGCCAGCAAUCGGAUUAGUAUUCAACGUUCGUCAGCUGCAAGUGGAUCACCUGCUUACUUUUUUUCCCUCAACUUAAGUGCGCGAGCUAAUUAAAGGGAAACCUUCAGCGCCUGGACAAUUUCACGCUUGAUUAUCGCAAGGAAAGGGAUCAUUAGAAGAGAGCCCGCUGGUCACGAGAACGGUGCAUUAGGUAACGCGAACGACCUUGGAAAAUUGGUUCGUCAUCGACUAGCUAAGAAAUUAUUCAAAUUAGCUGAGUGCCAGGUGUUACGCGAAGGGGCAUUUCCUGAAGCUGGAAUUUCUACCUUAAUUACGGCGCAGUGAUUUGUACUAUGCACCGCGCGGAGUAGUGAUUGAUCGACGCGCAGACAAUAAUUGCGAACCAACAUAAAGUUAUUACAAGUGAGAAAUGGGUUGCUACGAUCGGUCUAAAAAUAAGCUUAAGGCAUGCGCACUAUGUCUGCUGUUGUGCGCGGCCAACUUGAUCGAGGUGAGCGAAGCGCGAAAGGUGGCCGCGGGUCGCGUUACCAAGCCUACUGCGAACCGAGGUUACGCCAGUCCGGACAUUGCCAAGCUGAGCUAUUCGCCGAGUCAUCAGGCCGCGGCCCCGCCCAAGUCGGUAGCGCCGGUUGCGUCCGCGCCCUCGCAACAAGCCGGAAGGCCCCCGGUAGGCUGGAACGUGCCGAAUAAUGCACCUCCGCCAUACUCGGCGAACGCAGGGAAUCACGGACCGCCGCCACCGUAUUCGGCUCAAGCGAAUCCAAAUUUGAACUCCCGAUUCAACGAGGCUCCACCACCGUACGCGUCGCAUGCCAAUCCAGGAUUCCAGCCAGCCCCACCGUACCAGGGCGGAGCGCCAGCUUUUGGAGCCCCUGCUGGGGUCGUUGCCGGUAACGCCUACCGUCCCCAUGGUCACAACACUUCUGCCGGAGGAUUUGGAGGUGGAUUCCCACCAGUUCAACCGAAUGCUGGCUAUCCGGUUCAACCCGCUCAAGGAUUCCCUGGAGCUCCCGUUGCUCAUCCUGGCGGUGGCUACCCAGGCGGGUACCCACAACAACCCGUGUACCAGUCCCCGGCCGGAGGUUACCCGCAACAACCCGGAACGGUCAUCCAUCACUACGAGCAGCCCCAAUCUUCCGGUGGAAGCGGAAUCGGCACAAUCCUUGGAGCCGGCGCUGCCGGCCUUGCCGCCGGUGUCGGUGGAGCCGCCCUGUACGACGCCCUCAAACCCAAAGAAGAACACAAAGAAGCAGCCCCGGCAGCGGAAACAACGACCACCACCACAACCACCCUGGCCCCAAUCAACCCUAACGGCGAAGCCGUUCUAGCCCCUCUCCCAGCCAACCCCAACGGAGACGCCCCUCUCGCCGCAGCCCCGGAAACCCCCACCCCCGAAACGCCCCUCGCCACCAUCGAACCCACAAACACCUCAACCGACCCCGUUGUCCCGCUGGCAGCCUUCCCAGUCGCCGAAAACGCAUCGGCUACUGCGACCUCCUCUUCCAGUGAAACGUCGGCCGUGACCGUCGAAGCGCCGAAUGCCGCCCUCAGUGUUGAACCGGCCCUGUCGGCGGCCGCCGGUCCCACCACGGCACCCCAGCUGUCCGCGGAACCGGUCCCAACGGCCGGCAAAGCCAUCGCCACGGCGCAAUUCUCUAGCUUCCUUCUGUUGCUUCCGGCAUUGUGUAAAUUUUUGCUCUCGUGAGCGCGGAAGGGCGCUGAAAAUUUGAGCGUAUUUUAACCCAGGUGAUUCCAAAGAAAAGAGAAUAGCAAACAAAAUAAUGAUUCAAAAUCAUUCCAUCGAUCAGGCUGAAAUUGUUAGUUAUCCCAACUCCCCGUUAAUUGUUAAUCUUUUGCGUUGUGUCGUAUUAGUGAUGUAAUUCUUGUUCAACAGAAUAGACCAAGCAAAAA